Linum trigynum is the source of this 225-nucleotide messenger RNA. The record is from the annotation of a GenBank genome assembly. NCBI's taxonomy places the organism in Eukaryota, Viridiplantae, Streptophyta, Magnoliopsida, Malpighiales, Linaceae.
AUGCAGGACGGAGUGGGUUUGAUGAGGUGCGACGAGGAGCGCCUCUGGCCGCCAUUCGUGUCGUUGUCCUCGUUCACUAGGGAGUUAGGUGGGCGAGUUCCGGUGUCGAGAGGAGAAGACAACGCGGGACUAGCCAGGAGAAGAUUGUCGCCACGUGGUCGCUUGGAGAAGAAGUCUGGCAGCCUUGGUGAUGGUCCUGGAGAAGAAGUCUGGCAGCCUUGGUGA